Messenger RNA from Puccinia triticina, 1008 nucleotides. RefSeq lists its product as uncharacterized. Gene Ontology annotation, biological process: protein deneddylation. Gene Ontology annotation, molecular function: protein binding; metallopeptidase activity. Lineage: Eukaryota; Fungi; Basidiomycota; Pucciniomycetes; Pucciniales; Pucciniaceae. The coding region runs from base 1 to 1008 and encodes 335 amino acids. The record is from RefSeq and is a predicted model, not a curated record. The transcript is spliced from 7 exons. Gene Ontology annotation, cellular component: COP9 signalosome.
AUGGCAAACCAAUCUCAAGCAACCCAGUCCAGCCGAAUCAUCUGCCAGUCUGCGAAUGUUUCAGAUUUGGACAUCAGCUUGCAUCCGUUACCGAUCCUCAAUAUAUCCGAUCAUUUCACCAGGACGCGACUCCAAGCUGAAAGGCCAGACAUAGACAUUUUUGGAGCAUUAAUUGGUACGCAGAUCGGUAAAAAAAUUGAAAUCGUCAACUGCUUCGAAAUUUUGACCGAUCCCGACGGGAAAGUGAACGAUGGAUUCCUGAAGACCAGGAGAGAACAGUUUCAACAGGUUUUUCCAACUUUGGAUCUACUGGGAUGGUACACCAACGGCUUCCAGCCAAGGGAAAGAGAUUUGACGAUCCUCAAUCAAGUUGCUGAGUGCGCGGAUCUUUCGAGUCCGAUCUUGCUGUUCUACGAUCCUCUACCAACACUAUCCACUGGCUCCACUACCGCGAAGGAGCUGCCGAUUCAGAUUUACGAAUUUACUCAAUCAACAGCCGGGACCGAUGGAGAAGCUUUCGUCAAGGGCACCUUCGACGUCCAAACUAGUGAGGCUGAACGAAUAGCGGUGGAUUCUGUGGCCAAGCCUGACGUUGGAAGCAAAGACAGCGGUCUGGUAGCCAGUUUGAUCACCCAAAGGAACGCCAUCCAAAUGCUGCACAACAAACUCGGGACAAUUGUAGAUUAUAUAGCUCAAUUGAUGGGCGACCUUGAAGCGGGCAACUCAGCCACCAAGAUAGAUCACGGCCUACUACGAGAGAUAUCUUCAUUGGUAGCUUCUCUGCCCAAACCCGAAGAGAACGCUUCUUUCAAGAAAGAAUUUAUGAUCGAAUCUAACGAUGCUUUAUUGACUUCAUAUUUAUCCAGUCAAAGUAAAGUGUUGACUGAGACAAAUCAAUUGAUUGAUCGGUACCUCUAUCUCAACACUCGAGAGAUCAAUCAUCCCAAGUCGGGACCUCACUCCAUAUUAACCCAUACCCUUUCCAAAUCAAUGAAGGUGCAAAAAUGA